AUAAAAAACACACUUUUAACGUAUUUCUCAAAAUUACGUUGCCAAAGAAAGAAAGACUGGUCAGAGCGAAAAAUCAAAGUGAACAAAUUUGAUAGACGGCAAAUUUCAAUCCAACGACUGCGAAUGAAGUUUAAUGGCUUCUAGAUUGCCUUAUAAGAGACAAACGAAGCGAUCAAUGAUUCAAUCUCUUCCAGCUUCUUCUGCAUCUCGCCGCCGAUUCAUUUCUCGGAAGACGAUCGCGAUGAUGCUUCCUCUUGCUCUCUUCUCCGGCGCCGUUUUCCUAUUCUUUAUGCCAUUCAAUAGUUGGGGCCAAUCAUCUGGUUCGCUGGAUCUCUCCCAUAGAAUCCAUGAAAUUGAAGUAGUUGCUGAGUUUCCUCAUGAUCCUGACGCCUUUACUCAGGGUCUUCUUUAUGCGGGAAACGAUACACUGUUCGAAUCCACUGGCCUAUAUGGGAAGUCGUCAGUGAGGAAAGUGGAUCUACGAACAGGAAAGGUUGAAGUUAUUGAAAAAAUGGGUAAUUCUUACUUUGGAGAGGGUUUAACACUCCUUGGAGAAAGGCUCUUUCAAGUUGCAUGGUUGACGAAUACGGGUUUCACAUAUGACAUUCGCGACUUAAGCAAAGUAAAACCAUUUAAACAUCAUAUGAAAGAUGGAUGGGGACUGGCUACCGAUGGAGAAGUGUUGUUUGGAAGUGAUGGCACUUCUACACUAUACCGGAUGGACCCUCGAACAAUGAAAGUUACUAAUAAGCACACGGUCAGAUAUAAUGGCUAUGAGGUACGUUACCUCAAUGAGCUCGAGUACAUAAACAAAGAAGUAUGGGCAAACGUGUGGCAGUCUGAUUGUAUUGCUAGAAUUUCACCCAAGGACGGAUCGCUGCUUGGGUGGAUACUGCUACCAAAAUUAAGACAAGGAUUGCUGAAAUCUGGACAUGGGGGUAUUGAUGUCUUGAAUGGCAUAGCAUGGGACAGCGACAAGCAACGCCUCUUUGUAACCGGGAAACUGUGGCCAAAGCUGUACCAAAUCAAGCUAAAACAAGCAUCAGCAAAGAGCGGAAAAUAUAUCGAGCAACAAUGCUUGGUAUGAAAAAAUUAAGCAUGGUAAUGGUUAGAAAGGUUAAAAAGGCUAAUGUACCAUCAAUUCUUAACAUUAGCGUUUAGCAAACUUCAAUGAUGGAAGAUGAGAAUCAAAACCUCGUA
Arabidopsis lyrata subsp. lyrata is the source of this 1200-nucleotide messenger RNA. RefSeq names its product glutaminyl-peptide cyclotransferase. The transcript is spliced from 11 exons. Lineage: Eukaryota; Viridiplantae; Streptophyta; Magnoliopsida; Brassicales; Brassicaceae. The record is from RefSeq and is a predicted model, not a curated record. Gene Ontology annotation, molecular function: glutaminyl-peptide cyclotransferase activity. Bases 134 to 1087 code for a protein of 317 amino acids.